Uncinocarpus reesii 1704 is the source of this 1596-nucleotide messenger RNA. RefSeq names its product phosphatidylserine decarboxylase proenzyme. Gene Ontology annotation, cellular component: mitochondrion. NCBI's taxonomy places the organism in Eukaryota, Fungi, Ascomycota, Eurotiomycetes, Onygenales, Onygenaceae. The record is from RefSeq and is a predicted model, not a curated record. Gene Ontology annotation, molecular function: phosphatidylserine decarboxylase activity. Bases 1 to 1596 code for a protein of 531 amino acids. The transcript is spliced from 2 exons. Gene Ontology annotation, biological process: phosphatidylethanolamine biosynthetic process.
AUGGCGCUUUUAUUUGUGACGCGGAGAACCGCCGCCUCCGCUAGGCCAUCCGUCCUCUAUCAGCCUGCGGAUGGGAACCUGCUUGAGCUUGUGUUCUGCCGGCGUAUGAAAGGAUGUCCCCAUUUACGGCGCCAGUUCUCGUCAUCGAGAUACUGGCGAAAUCAGUCACGCAAGAACCAUGACGGCCCCACGGAGGACCAGCCGUUCUGGUCCAAACUGCGGCUAGCACUGAGCAAGACUAAGGUUGAGUGGUACUCCAUUCCCGUUGGGCUGGGAAUCGCCUACCUUGGCGUUAUGCAGUUCUAUAAGACUCAAAAAGCUGAGAGAGAGAGGCAGCUACGAGAAUCGGCGGAAGGAUAUGAAGAGAGUUCGCGAAGAAAAAGGGUACGCCUGUCCGGACCGUGGCAGGUUCAGAUCAUGUCGACUUUGCCCUUGAAAGCCAUGUCGCGUUUAUGGGGUCGAUUUAAUGAGCUUGAACUGCCUUACUGGUUCCGUGUUCCCGGCUUCAAGCUGUACUCUUGGAUUUUUGGAGUAAAUCUGAGCGAAAUGGCCGAACCAGAUCUUCAUACCUAUCCGAAUCUUGCGGCAUUUUUCUAUCGGGAGUUGAAACCUGGCGUCCGACCUCUGGAUCCUAACCCAAACGCGCUCCUUUCUCCCGCAGAUGGCCGCAUCCUACAAUUCGGUAGAAUAGAAAAGGGGGAGGUCGAACAGGUGAAAGGAAUGACUUAUAGUCUUGACGCGCUUUUAGGGCGUGACGCAGGGAGUCCAAGGUUGGAGGCCACGCAUCCAACCUUUGAGACCGCCGAGAUGACGCCAACAAACGCGGAUAGCGACAACAUGGCUGCAGAGGAGGAGUUCGCGAAGAUGAAUGGCAUCAGUUACACGCUACCCUCGCUUCUUUCUGGAGGUAAAGGCGGCAAGAAAGCCAGUUCGAUGGACGCGUCGGUUGAGUCAAGCUACAAAUCAGAGGCCAAAGUCCAAGCCGAUCUCGCCAAAAGCGAAACUCCAUGGUAUUUGCCCAAACCUACAUCGAACCGUGCUCUCUACUACGUCGUCAUCUAUCUCGCACCGGGAGAUUACCAUCGCUUCCAUUCUCCGGUGCCAUGGGUGGUUGAAAGUCGUCGUCAUUUCGCCGGGGAACUCGCACACUCCCGGGCCUCUUUCACUCUGAACGAACGCGUCGUCCUCCUCGGCCGGUGGAGAUGGGGUUUCUUCAGUUUUACGCCCGUCGGUGCAACUAACGUCGGGUCUAUUAAAAUUAACUUCGAUAGCGAAUUACGCACCAACAGUUUGACUACGGAUACUGAAGCAGACCGCCAGGCUGCUCUUGCUGUCAAGCGCGGAGAAAUCUAUCCAGGCUACGCUGAGGCGACAUAUCACUUUGCGAGCAAAACUUUGGGGGGCCAUGCAUUGAGGCGGGGAGAGGAAAUGGGUGGGUUCCAGCUAGGAAGUUCGAUUGUCCUGGUUUUUGAGGCGCCCAUGGGAAACUCUGAUGUCGGCGGGAGCGGUGAGACAGAUGAUGGCUGGGGGUGGAAGAUCGAGAAGGGACAAAAGGUGAAGUACGGCGAGGCCCUUGGAGAAGUGAAAGGAGUCUGA